Pseudogymnoascus destructans is the source of this 882-nucleotide messenger RNA. RefSeq lists its product as uncharacterized. The coding region runs from base 1 to 882 and encodes 293 amino acids. Lineage: Eukaryota; Fungi; Ascomycota; Leotiomycetes; Thelebolales; Thelebolaceae. The record is from RefSeq and is a predicted model, not a curated record. The transcript is spliced from 5 exons.
AUGUCCGGUUAUCUCGCUGGGGAUGAUAAGGAGUGGCUCGUUGAAGAGCAGCCGCGCCGGGAGGAGCCGGUGAGGAGGUUCAUUGAUGGGGAGGGAGGCGAGUUGGAUAUCCCUGGCCACGAGGGAAGGGAAACGGGAGCAAAGGCGAUCACCUUUUGCGUUUAUGUGGAGUUAUCCGAAUAUGAUACCCCUUCCCCCACGCGCACUCGCGUCCGCUUCACCGCCGUGCACGGCGGCUUCCCAGGCCUUGAUAUCGAGGACGAGGAUGUGAAAAAGAGGGUAUGGGAGAGUAUGGGGAUACAGGUUGGAGCGGAGGCGGGUGACAGGGGGGUGGGGUUUGCGGAGGAGUUUGGGUUUGGUGCCGCUCUCCCCGUCGAGAUCCAAAUUAUGAUCUGGCAGCACACCAUCCAUUCUAUCCCAGGCCGUGGUAUACUCCAAUGCUACGGACCGAACAGGCUGUUGGCCGAGGUUCUUAAUCGUACCAUGAUACCAGCAGCAGUCCUGCAUGCAUGCUAUCUCUCGCGGCUGCUAGCACGGGAGCGCUGGACGCUAGGCAUACCUAAUGAUGCUACUGCUGACAAGAAGGUGUAUAUCGAUGUUAAGAGGGAUGCAAUCUUCUACUUGGGUUAUCAGUACUUCCCCAACCUCCCCGUCGAGAUCCAAACGAUGAUCUGGCAGCACGCCAUCCAUUCCAUCCCAGGCCGCGACUUCAUCAUCCGCUACUCCUCGAUUCCCCAAGCUCUGCAGAUAGGCCCAGCUCACGGGCGGUGGACCGAGAUCAUUUCUCCUACAUGGACCGUGAUCCCGGCGGUCCUGCAUACAUGCCAGCUCUCGCGGCUGCUGGCGCAGGAUCGCUGGACGCUAGACAUACCUAGUUAUUAA